This is a messenger RNA of Spodoptera littoralis (African cotton leafworm), 1683 nucleotides long. The record is from the annotation of a GenBank genome assembly. NCBI's taxonomy places the organism in Eukaryota, Metazoa, Arthropoda, Insecta, Lepidoptera, Noctuidae.
AUGCCGGCGCCGACGGGGCAGGACGCGAGUGCUAAAAACAGUGACGUGCAUGUUAUCGACAUCGACUUGGAUGUCGAUCAAGUUGUCGCUCCCAUAGACAAAUCUGAUAUCCCAGUGAUACACAUCGACAAACCGAAGCAAGUGUACAGUACCAUGAACGGAAACGGAAUAGCAAAUUCGAAACCCAAGCAGCAGAAUGUCGCUGAGGCAGUUGAAAGGGCAAGAGACGCAUACAACCGCGGUGUGACCCGCCCUCUAAAAUGGCGUCUGCAGCAGCUAAAGAACCUCCUUCGCAUGUACGAAGAAAAUCAGAAUGCCAUGAUCGAAGCCCUACGUAAGGAUCUGAGAAGAAGUAAGAUGGAAUCUGUCAUGCUGGAAGUGGCAUACCUGAUCAAUGAUCUCAGGAGUAUCAUACACAACUUGGAGGACUGGGCUAAGCCUGAGAAGCCGGAAAAGGGUUUCGUAAACAUGCUAGAUGACGUGGUCAUCUACCAUGACCCUUACGGAGUAACCCUGGUCAUCGGUGCCUGGAACUACCCCCUGCAACUGCUGCUGCUCCCAGUGUCUGGCGCCAUCGCUGGUGGUAAUGCCGUCAUCGUCAAACCCAGUGAGCUUGCCACAGCUUGCGCUGCCUUCGUCGCUGAAACCAUCCCCAAGUAUUUGGAUAAUGAUGCAAUUAUCGUAGUGGAAGGAGGUCCCCAAGAAACCACAGAGCUGUUGAAACAGAAAUUCGACUACAUUUUCUUCACCGGCGGCACUAGCAUCGGCAAGAUUGUCUACGAAGCCGCCGUCAAGAACCUCACCCCUGUCACCUUGGAACUUGGAGGCAAAAGCCCAGUAUACAUUGACAACACAGCAGACAUAAUGAUAACCACAAAGCGAGUGCUCUGGGGUAAAUUCAUCAACGCUGGUCAGACAUGUAUCGCGCCGGACUACAUUCUGUGUACCAAAGAGACCCAGGACAAGUUUGUCGCAGCCGCCAAGAAGGUCCUACAAGAAUGGUAUGGACCAGAACCACAGAAAUCUCCAGACUUCGCCAGAAUCAUCAAUUCUAGACAUUUUAGCCGUCUCCAAGCCUUAGUGGACGCGAGCAAAGACAAAAUCGCCAUCGGAGGUUCCUACGAUGCUAACGACAAGUUCGUUGAACUGACUGUUCUGACAAAUGUCGUGGGGUCAGAUAAGAUCAUGCAGGACGAGAUCUUCGGGCCCAUCCUCCCCAUAGUCCCUGUUGAAAACGCUUAUGAAGCUAUCAAGUUCAUCAACGAGAGAGAGAAGCCGCUAGUGCUGUACGUGUUCUCCAAGAGCGACAAGGUUCUGUCACAAAUUGUGGACAACACUAGCAGCGGCGGAAUGUGCGUUAACGAUACCAUGAUGCACCUCGCAGUUGAGUCGCUGCCGUUCGGCGGUGUCGGCGCCAGUGGUUUAGGUGCAUACCACGGGAAGAAGACUUUCGAAACGUUCACACAUAAGAAGAGUUGCCUUGUCAAGAACUUCUCGCCUAUUGGAGAGAAAUUGGCUUCUGGCCGUUACCCACCAUACACAGACGGCAACUUGAAGAUGUUAAACCUACUUCUCCGCAAACGUUUUGGUCCAUCACUGAAGUUCUUGCCUUACCUACUCUGCUUCGCGGUGGGCGCCGGACUCUCAUAUGGCAUCUUCGCUUGGCAAAAGGUAAAGAAGUAA